Aspergillus eucalypticola CBS 122712 is the source of this 1943-nucleotide messenger RNA. Its product is annotated as ankyrin repeat domain-containing protein. Lineage: Eukaryota; Fungi; Ascomycota; Eurotiomycetes; Eurotiales; Aspergillaceae. The record is from RefSeq and is a predicted model, not a curated record. The coding region runs from base 169 to 1590 and encodes 473 amino acids. Gene Ontology annotation, molecular function: protein binding. The transcript is spliced from 3 exons.
AUCAGAUUCAAGCAAAUUCAACUAGUAGCCAACUGGUCAUUUUACUGUUGUGGCUGACCUACUAGCAGCUUCUCCAUCUUGCGCAGGGAACCUCAGCCCGUACUUCAACCCAACACCAGAAAACAAGGCCGAAAAAGCCACAAAAGUUGUCAUUACUUCGAGUCAGAAAUGGGUUCGUCAGAGACAUACUACCUCCCCACCGAGAUCCUUCGCCAGAUCAUCCAGCACCUCCUACCUCAACUGUACUUGCCGGAGUGGUUGCGUGCGAGAAAAGUGAAUAGCCUGUUUAACGAAGAGAUCAUCAACUAUCUUAUAAAUGGCGAGGAUCUGGAAGAGUUAUUUACUUUCUUGACUAAAGAGAAACUGGACUCAUCACCAUGGGGUACUUUCCCUGAUCGACUGAAACGGCUUUACCUGCAGCGAAAGUUACGAGAGCAUUCGCACAGACCAUGUGCUUUUACGUAUUUCGUGCAGGAGGUGAUAGAGUACCAGUUGGGGGAUGCUCCUGCGUUGGAGGACAAGGAUAAAUUGACCGAGGGGUUGAUUGAUGUGGCGAUAGCGGGGAACAAUGAUCCAUCAAGCAUGUUCCAUCGCCUGGUAUGUCAGUGGUGGAUUGAUGAAGUGGACAACAGGUUCAAUGAACCGAUUGAAAAGUCGAUGCCGAUUAUCUUGGCCUGUAUGGCCAUCUUACGGGGGGACUGUGCAGAACUGAGCACAGCACAGCGGAACGGUUUAGAUCCAGAGCAGCCAUGUCUACGAUUUGGGGUCAUCCCGAUAAGUGUCGCAGCUCAAAGAGGAAACAGAGAGAUCGCUAAAACUAUGGUGGAGCAUGGGUGUUCCAUGUGGAACACCUUGAUCUAUAGAAUCCCCAUGAGUGCUUUGGCCAUGGCUGCGAUGUCUCGGAACAAAGAGGCGCUGGGAAUAUGGCUUGAGCAUCAUCACCAAGAGAAACACGCUGACCCUACUAAGCCAUUUUAUGCAUGCAGGCAAGCAUUAGAGAAAUUGGCGCGCAGGGGCGAUGUAGAGCUGAUGGAGUUCUUUGUGGAGCGGUAUCCCCGGGUAUUGAAUGAUCUCCUGGGGCCGUUGCGGCUGGCUGUUUGCUUCACACACUUUGCAGCAGUGCGAUGGCUGUUUGCUCGUCUCAGCGCUCCUCUUACACCUGACCAGGGUAGACUGUUGCUGCUCAGCGCUAUGGAAGGCCCCUGCGCCUGGCAGCGAAUAUCACAGAUGGUGCAGCUGCUUCUGGAACUUGGAGUUAGUCCAAAUGGGAAGUCUCAGCAUAGGACACCAUUGCAAAAGGCCGUGAUAUCUGGACAAGAGGAGAUUGCCGAGAUACUGUUGCAGUAUGGAGCGGAUGUAAAUGAAUAUCAUCCGCGUAGCGCGGCAGUGGGUAGACAAGCCCCGCUGAUGUUAGCCGUCCGGCAACGGUCUGUGUCUAUGGUUCGGCUGCUCAUGAGAAACGGAGCAAAUCGAACAUAUAUCAUGAAGCGCAAAAGGUACACGAUCCAUGAAAAUAGGGGACAAGUCCAGAAUAUGGAAAACUGCGCUGAUUGGGCUUGGAUGGGAAGAAGAGCAGGUGAGGAGACAUGAAGGCUGGGACUACUGGGUGCUCUCGGAAAAGCUGCCGCCAGUGACUCCGAAGCAGGAAAACAAGUCCGGCGUGCCGGGAAAGGCAUUCCAGUCCCCCACGUGACCCAAGAGCAGCCAGUUUCCCGUUUUGGGGGAGAAACGAAAGGGGAGGGACUCCCAUUCUGGAGGAAACAGAGUCCUUUCCUCCCGGUGAAUUGCCCGCAAAGGUGAUGCCAUCCCAUCCCCAUCCCAUCCUAUCCCUCCCCCCGUCCGUCCCCUUCAGCCAUCCAUCCCCAGUCCCCGUCAUCUCGCCUAUCCUUUCCAUCACUCUUUAUUCACGAUCCCAUUACCGCUGUACGUAAUUCAAAUUUAGC